AUGCUCAUGGACUCCACCACAGCCACAGCGGAGCUCGGCUGGACCGUCUAUCCGGUGUCGGGAUCCAGCGACAACAGCUGGGAGGAGGUGAGCGGUUACGAUGAAAACAUGAACACCAUCCGGACCUAUCAGGUGUGCAAUGUUUUUGACAACAACCAGAACAACUGGGUGCGCACCAAGUACAUCCGGCGGCGAGGCGCACAGAGGAUCCACGUGGAGAUGAAGUUCUCCGUAAGGGACUGUAGCAGCAUUCCCAAUGUCCCCGGCUCCUGCAAAGAGACAUUCAACCUUUACUACUAUGAAUCAGAUUCUGACACAGCUACCAGGACCUCGCCGGCCUGGAUGGAGAAUCCCUGGAUCAAAGUGGACACUAUAGCAGCCGAUGAAAGCUUCUCCCAAGUGGACCUCGGCGGAAGAGUGAUGAAAAUCAAUACUGAGGUCCGCAGCUUCGGCCCCGUGUCGAGAAAUGGCUUCUACCUGGCAUUCCAGGACUAUGGCGGCUGCAUGUCCCUUAUAGCUGUCCGGGUCUUCUACCGGAAGUGUGCUCGCAUUAUCACCAAUGGGGCGCUCUUCCAAGAGACGUUGUCAGGGGCUGAGAGCACUUCGCUUGUGGCGGCGCGUGGGGUUUGCAUACCCAAUGCCGAGGAAGUGGACGUGCCCAUUAAACUAUACUGCAACGGUGACGGAGAGUGGAUGGUACCCAUCGGUCGAUGCAUGUGCAAGGCUGGCAAUGAAGCGGCGCAGAACGGGACCGUGUGUCGAGCGUGCCCAUCAGGAUUCUUCAAGCCGACCCAGGGGGACGAGUCAUGCAAACAGUGUCCAAUCAACAGCCGCACAACCAGCGAGGGCGCUAUCAACUGUGUCUGCCGCAAUGGCUACUACCGCACCGAUUCGGAUCCCUUACAGAUGCCCUGUACAACGGUCCCAACAGCCCCGCAAAAUGUUAUCUCCAGUGUGAAUGAGACUUCGGUCAUGCUGGAGUGGAUGAGCCCUCGAGAUUCAGGCGGCCGCGAAGAUGUCGUCUUCAACAUCAUCUGCAAGAGCUGUGGCGGCGGCCGCGGGGGCUGCACGCGCUGCGGCGACAAUGUUCAAUUCCUGCCCCGUCAGCUGGGUCUGACAGAGCCACGGGUGUACAUCAGCGACCUGCUGGCACAUACACAGUACACGUUCGAGGUGCAGGCGGUCAACGGCGUGUCGGACCAGAGUCCUUACUCGCCACAGUACUCCUCGGUUAACAUCACAACCAACCAAGCUGCUCCGUCAACUGUGUCCAUCAUGCACCAAGUGAGCCGUAGUGUGGACAGCAUCACUCUCUCUUGGUCCCAGCCCGACCAGCCAAAUGGGGUCAUCUUGGACUAUGAACUGCAGUACUAUGAAAAGGAUCAGUCAGAGUACAACUCCACCGUAAUCAGGAGCCAGACCAACACGGCGGUCAUUCGGGGCCUCAAACCAGGGAGCAUCUACGUCUUCCAGGUUCGAGCACGUACCGUCGCCGGCUUUGGACGCUACAGCGGCAAACUGUACUUCCAGACCAUGACGGAAGCCGAAUACAACACCAGCAUUCGCGAGAAGCUUCCCCUCAUCAUCGGUUCGGCAGCUGCAGGCCUGGUCUUCCUCAUCGCUGUGGUCGUCAUCAUCAUCGUCUGCAAUCGGAGGCGUGGCUUCGACAGGGCCGAUUCCGAGUACACGGACAAACUGCAGCACUACACAAGCGGCCACAUGACUCCAGGAAUGAAGAUCUAUAUUGAUCCGUUCACGUAUGAGGACCCCAACGAGGCUGUGCGGGAGUUUGCCAAGGAGAUUGAUAUAUCCUGCGUGAAGAUUGAGCAAGUCAUUGGUGCAGGAGAGUUUGGCGAGGUGUGCAGUGGCAACCUGAAGCUGCCUGGCAAACGGGAGAUGUUUGUGGCCAUCAAAACCCUGAAGACGGGCUACACGGAGAAGCAACGGCGGGAUUUCCUCAGUGAGGCAAGCAUAAUGGGGCAGUUCGACCAUCCCAACGUCAUCCGCCUGGAGGGCGUGGUCACCAAGAGCAGUCCUGUUAUGAUCGUCACCGAGUUCAUGGAGAAUGGAUCUUUAGACUCCUUCCUAAGGCAAAAUGAUGGCCAAUUCACUGUAAUCCAAUUGGUGGGAAUGCUUCGGGGCAUUGCCUCGGGCAUGAAGUACCUAGCCGACAUGAACUACGUGCACCGUGACCUGGCUGCCCGCAACAUCCUAGUCAACAGCAACCUGGUGUGCAAGGUGUCGGACUUUGGUCUCUCGCGCUUCCUGGAAGAUGACACAUCAGACCCCACCUACACCAGCGCCCUGGGUGGGAAGAUCCCAAUCCGGUGGACUGCGCCCGAGGCCAUCCAGUACAGAAAGUUCACCUCAGCUAGCGACGUGUGGAGCUACGGGAUCGUCAUGUGGGAAGUUAUGUCGUACGGGGAAAGGCCCUACUGGGACAUGACUAAUCAAGAUGUCAUCAACGCCAUUGAGCAAGACUACCGGCUUCCGCCCCCCAUGGAUUGUCCCAGUGCGCUGCACCAGCUAAUGCUGGACUGCUGGCAGAAAGACCGCAACAACCGGCCAAAGUUCAGUCAGAUCGUCAACAACCUGGACAAGAUGAUCCGGAAUCCAAACACCUUGAAGGCUAUGACCCCGUUAUCCUCCGGUGUGCAUCUGCCUCUGCUGGACCGCAGCAUCCCAGACUUCUCCAGCUUCAGCACAGUGGACGAGUGGCUGGAUGCCAUCAAGAUGGGCCAGUACAAGGACAACUUUUCCAACUCUGACUUCACCACGUUCGACGUGGUAUCCCAGAUGACCAUGGAUGACAUCCUACGGGUGGGUGUGACGUUAGCGGGCCAUCAGAAAAAGAUCCUCAACAGCGUCCAGAUGAUGCGGGCCCAGAUGAACCAGAUCCAGUCAGUGGAGGUCUGA
This is a messenger RNA of Nerophis lumbriciformis (worm pipefish), 2916 nucleotides long. NCBI's taxonomy places the organism in Eukaryota, Metazoa, Chordata, Actinopteri, Syngnathiformes, Syngnathidae. The record is from RefSeq and is a predicted model, not a curated record.